Molecule: messenger RNA, 4073 nt
Organism: Mytilus trossulus (common blue mussel)
Lineage: Eukaryota; Metazoa; Mollusca; Bivalvia; Mytilida; Mytilidae
Product: polycystin-1-like protein 2
Exons: 20
Coding region: 1-4071 (1356 amino acids)
Biological process (GO): detection of mechanical stimulus; signal transduction
Cellular component (GO): membrane
Molecular function (GO): calcium ion binding; protein binding; calcium channel activity
Source: RefSeq, a predicted model, not a curated record
AUGACAUCACCUAAAGUAAUGAAAUCAUCGGUAUACGUUAAUAUCAUCGGGAAAGAUGCCUCGUCUGGCACCCGAAGACUAGACGACGGCACACGAAAGAAUUUUACGCGUGGAACAUCAUCACAUUUUGAAAUGAGGCUACAUAAAGAUCUCGGAGACUUAAAGACAGUACAAGUAUGGCAUGAUAACGUGGACGAAAAGACAGCAUGGCUUCUACAAAAAAUUACUGUUAUAAAGGCAGAGUCGUCUGAAAGAUACAUAUUUUUGUGUGGUAAAUGGCUAUCUUUAGAUAGCGAAGACGGCAAAACAUGGCGGAGUGUAGACGUUCUCGAUGAAAACCAUAUUGAAACCGAUACAUUAUUCCAUAACUUGACGCAAAAGAAGCUUUUCGAUGAUCAUUUGUGGGUGUCGCUUUUCAAAAGACCCAGAUGUAGUCGGUUUACAAGAGUUCAGAGGUUAUGGUGUUUAUUGGCUCUAUUGUUCCUGGCUAUGAUAUCGUCUGCAAUGUGGUAUGACACACCAGACGACAACAAGAUGCAGACGAUAAGUGUAGGGCCGCUUAAGUUAAACUACAAACAAUUUUACGUUGGAUUGAUGUCUGGUCUAAUAGCAUUGGUUCCAAGUAUGUUAUUAGUUUUGAUAUUUAAAAACAGAAAGUUUAAAGGAGAAAAAACUGCCGGUUGUCAUGUACCAUGGUGGUUUAUCUUUCUUGCUUACAUUUUGGUAUUUUUGUGUGUCGGAGCAAGUGGAACGUUUGUAUUCUUAUACUCUCUACAAUGGGGUGGAGCCAAGUCAUUGGAAUGGAUGGUUUCAUUUGUAUUGGCUAUUUUCCAGAGUGUUGUAAUCCUAGAACCUGUGAAGGCAAUUUUAUUAGCCAUUUUAGUAGCAUGCCUAUUUAAAAAGAUGGGAAGCAGAGAGUUAGCCGACAAAAACAUGGUAGUUCCGGUUGUAGAAAAAACUGAAUAUGUUACAGAUCUUGAAAAGGGAGAGGCAACAAUUACCCAGCAGGAAUCGUGUAUGUAUCCAGAUUUUCCUGGUUUAGAAAAAGAAGAGGCUGAAUUAGUUGUCGCUCGUACACAAGCACAGCUAGACAAACGAAUGUGGUCAAAAUUUCAGUCCUGGUUAGGAAUGAUGAUGUAUGUGGUACUUGUGGCACUUAUUUGUUCGCAUAGUGAUGUACCAACAGCAUAUCGCCAGAAUGAACAUUUAUUGCAAACCAUUUCUACAGUUUAUACACCCAAUUCAACCAACGAGAUUUAUGACUGGAUUAAAACUACCUUUAACCGUGCUGUUUACCCCAAAUGGUGGGAAUCAGAAGAUGACGAACUCCUUCGCCCAGCAUACGUACAGAGAUUUACGUUAAAUGCGUACAACUUUCGUAUCACAUUGUCACGAUUGCGCCAAAUCAGAGUUCAGGGUAACUGUAGUGGGCCAGAUGUAACGAGGAACGCAGUUGAUACAUGUAUACCAACAUUCAGUAAAAAGACGACGGAAAACAGACAUUUUUGUACUUCUUGGGAAGAAUUCAACGAAACCGAUUGUUUUGAUGAAAACGAAGAAUUUCAAUACAGUUUUCUUCAUAACUUCGGCGAAAGAAAAUCUGCGGGAGAUUCAACCUACAAUGGGCAGCAUGGAAAAUACGGACCGGACGGUUAUUAUAUUGAUCUUGGACCAAAACAGAGCCUAGUUACAAAAUAUUUAAACUUGUUACAAGAAAGCAGUUGGAUUGAUUAUCGGACUAGGGCACUGUUCCUAGAUGUAGUGACGUAUAAUGCGAAUACACGUUUAUUCAGUCAUAUCAAAAUUGUUUUUGAACUACCAACAACCGGAAGUAUAACUUUGACAACGGAAGUAUGGUCUGCUAAUCUUUAUCCUUACGUCUAUGCAAUAGACUACUUGGUACUUUUACUGCAAUUCAUUUUUAUAAUUGUUAUGUUGGUACGAUUUGUUUUAUUUAUUGUGAAUUUCUAUCGUUGGAGAACACGUGCGUUAUUACGUAUAUCCACCUAUUUACGUUUAAUGGAAUUGACAUUUGGUAUUGUGGCUAUCGUCUGCUGUAUACUAAGAAUAGAUGCUACAAUAUCAGCUAUAGCACUUUUAAAGAAAAGUAUAGGACGAUACGUAUCCUUUGAGCUAGUAAGAUUGUACGAUGCUGCCUACAACGGUUGCCUUGCAGCAGUUCUCUUCAUAAUAACAUUGGAUCUUCUAAAGCCAUUGGAAUUUAAUUAUCACUUCUUCAUGCUUGUAUCAUCUUUAAAGAUAGCAAGAACAGCAAUUUUUGCAUUUAUAUUUAUUAUUGCUUUGGAAUUAAUAGCGUUUGCUGCUCUCCUAUAUCUCACAAUAGGCAGACAACAUGAGCUUUUUAGAAGUAUGCCAGAAUCUAUUAACACUUUAGUGACUGUAUUAUUAGCAAUGAUGACAUACGAGUCUGAAGAAUUUGAUGAUAUACUAGUAAAGAUUUACUUUGGAAUAUACACUAUGUCAGUGACGAUAACUCUAGUGAACGUGUUUUUUGUGCUGUUGACUAUAUCAUUUAACGACGUAAAAGAAGGUUUGAAAAAGGGAACCCUUAUUUACGACGAGAAACUAAAUGCACAUUUCUGGUAUAAAGUAGACAAAAUGGUGCAAUGGUUCAUAGACAGAUGUUGUUUUUCCUGGGUCAAGCGAAACAGGAAUGAGUUAGAGAAACUCCAAGAAUGUCUUGAAAAAUUAAAACAUAUGACGAAUUUAAUGACGAAAAAUGAUCUAGAACGACAUAAAUUGACAGCUAAAAUGAUGAUCAAAAUGAUAGAACUUGACAAAUAUCGAACGAAGCUGGAUUGUUUAAACGUCCAGUGGAAUGAGUUUGCUACUAAAUAUAUAUUUGGAUAUGGUUCAACAGGAGAGACAUUGGUAAUUUUAUCUGUUCCUACUCUGUCAUCUGUUGUAGAAAUUGAUAUCGAAUGUUAUUUAGUACCCUGUUUGCGGCGUGAUGCUGUUAGAAAAACGAAGAACAAAGUUUGUGGCAAUUCCUUUAUGUUUUGCACUUCAGAUAACAAACUUUUGAAAGGAUCUGUCAAUUUAGAAGUUAUAUAUAACAAACCAAACAUGACAUAUAAUACAAUUGUAACUAAAAAGGAUAAGCAUUCUGUAUGGGAGACACAAUACAGUUUUGAGACAAAUACAGGAAUACACGCAUCACUACAACACAUCCCAUUCCAUUUUUGUACGAUGGAGACAGUUAAGAAUGAAUCGGAAAAAGGGAUCCGACCAUUUGAAUGGUAUCAGGUUCAACAGGAAGGAAGAACUGUAUUUCCAUCAUAUGAUACUGAAUCUAGUGUUUCAUUUACAAAAGAUACGUUUAAAAAUAGCUGUUCAGUUUCAAUACGGUCAAUGCCUGGAACCACUGCAACAAUUUUGAAUGUUAUCCUAGAAUUUCCACCAGAGAAACCAAUGAGAGUACAUCUACCUCAUUUAUUUGAAGAGGGAAAUAAUUUAAAAGCAGAUCAUCCUGGUGAGUACAUCAUUUCAGCGAAAGAAGGAUCCGAGCAGGAACAUAUUCGACAUAAUUCGGUUCUAAAAAAAGAUAAAGAUGGCUUUGAUUUUUUGUAUGACACAAGAAAACAUUGGAAAAAUCUAGAAGUAACAGUAAAGAGCUCGAAAAUUUUAUGGGUAGACAAUUUUGGUGUUAAUUCAAACUACGAUAUCAAUCUAAUUAAAGCCAUUGUUAUGGUUUCUAAAGUUCGUGAUAUAGCUAGUAAAUGGAAACAAAUAGCAGCAAUGUUGAGCAUAGCGGUAGAAGAAAUUGACAAAUCAAAUGACAAAACAUUAUGUCAGGAAGAAAAGUGUUUUCUUGUGUUCCGUAGAUGGUUAGAAAAAGAGGAAGUGACGUUCUCGAUGCUAACCUUAUUAUUAACAUCAAUCGGACACAGAGUAACAGCAGAACAUAUUCGUCGAAAAUGGAUCGUCAAUUCUCCAAAAGAAAUUACAAAGACAAAAAGUAAAUUCUUCACGAAAGUAGAAUUGGACAACAAAAAGGAAAAGAAUAGUUCGGCAAAUUCUACGCUAACCAUUAGCAGCAUAGAUAAAUGAAA